AUGUAUGCUAUUCUUAAGGCCAUCGAAAUGAAGAGUCCACCCCGUAUGCUUACCAUUUUUGAACAGAAUGCUUGUGCUGUAGUUGAAGUAAACGCUCCACAGAAAUGCAUUAUUCACAGUUUGGGUGUGAUGCAGGCUUUGGGAGGACAAUUAUGCGCCUGGAAGCCGGUCCAAUUUCACGGCGUCCUUCGCCACGAGGUAAUGCAACUUGAGCUUGGGCUUAGAGGAUGGAUUCGUGCUACAUGCCACCGCAACCGGUUUCUCGCAUAUAUAGCGUCGACACUCAGGGCAUUCAUUGACCAUCAGGAUAAGACGACACGUUGA
Messenger RNA from Opisthorchis viverrini, 324 nucleotides. RefSeq lists its product as hypothetical. The record is from RefSeq and is a predicted model, not a curated record. The transcript has 2 exons. Bases 1 to 324 code for a protein of 107 amino acids. NCBI's taxonomy places the organism in Eukaryota, Metazoa, Platyhelminthes, Trematoda, Opisthorchiida, Opisthorchiidae.